AUGCCCGGACUUCAAGAUUUCAAUGCACACUGGCAUGCCUCCUGUUCUCUACCCCCCAAUCGCUCCCGGACAGAGUCAAAACAUAUAGGUCAGGAUUCUCGCGCUGAGCUGCACAAUGUUAUUGAAGCUUUGAAUACAUCGACUGUCGAUAAUCCUGAAGACCUCAAAGCAUAUCUCAUGGUAGAUCUGGCGAGGGUGAAGCGUGAAGUUUUUAGAGCAGAGAAGCUUCUCGCAGAUUGCAUGGUGCGAGAACAUGAGGUCACGGCUAGUUUGUUCAGAAUCAGAGCCACCACCUUGGGGAAGAAACUGGAUGCUACUGAUGACGAGCUUGGUUCGCAUGUGGAUCACCUGUAA
Suillus discolor is the source of this 354-nucleotide messenger RNA. RefSeq lists its product as uncharacterized. The record is from RefSeq and is a predicted model, not a curated record. The transcript has 2 exons. NCBI's taxonomy places the organism in Eukaryota, Fungi, Basidiomycota, Agaricomycetes, Boletales, Suillaceae. Bases 1 to 354 code for a protein of 117 amino acids.